Molecule: messenger RNA, 1282 nt
Organism: Haliotis rufescens (red abalone)
Lineage: Eukaryota; Metazoa; Mollusca; Gastropoda; Lepetellida; Haliotidae
Exons: 5
Coding region: 89-916 (275 amino acids)
Source: RefSeq, a predicted model, not a curated record
CAGUACGACCCUCUUCGUUUUCCCAAAGAAACGAGAUUCGUGAUAUUCAGUCAGAAUGUAAGGGUUGGAAUAGGAACUGAAGUUUUUCAUGUCACCAAGCUUGUGCCUCCAAACACAGAUGUGGACCAUAAUUGCGGUCACUGCCUGUCUGUGUGCCCCCUCUCUGACUGAACAGGCGAGUGAUGAUGGUUGUGUUCAUCCUCCAGUCCAUGAAGUUGUUCCUGGCAAGGAUCAUGAUUACAUAGACUCUGUUGGUGCGCCCUCUAUGUACGACUGCGCAGCUGAAUGCAAACUGUUGCCGCCAUGCCUGUCCUUCACCUUUGACCCAGAGAAACGCGCAUGUCAACUCUUGAAGAAAACUACCCCCAGCUUCACUGUCCGCAGUGGCAUCUUCUUUAGUAACAUUCAAGACUGGAAAAUGCCACUGACCGGAGCUUGUGCUGACGCUUCCUGUGGCCCAAAUUCGCAGUGCACGGUGGGAAGAUAUGGCCAACCGCUGUGUGUAAGCUAUGCUGCCAUCGGCAUGAACUGCACUCGUGAUGCUGACUGUCACGUGACUAUGACGUUAUGCUUCCUGGGACAGUGUCUGUGUCACCCUGGAUACAGCCACAACAUCCGACGUAACUCCUGCGACAGAGAAUGCAAGCGUUAUGGACACACCAUGACGCCGUAUAAGGAACUGACCACAAAGGGCCAUAACAGGAAGAGAAUUAAGGUCGUUGGAGGGCUGGAAGAUGCGAUGAAGAUGUGCGUGUCAGCAUGUGUGGAAGAAACUUCCUUCGUAUGUAAAACAGUAGAUUUCGGACGUCGGCACAGGCUUUGUCUUCUAAGCAGUGAAGGCUACUUGGACGUCACUGUUCGGGAAAGAGAACGGGGUCAGUUUGGAUGGUGGAUGGCCGUAAGGGGAUGUCAAUAAUGUUCAGGACAUGAUACUAUUGAUAGCUCUGCGAAUCAAGCAUGUUAUCAAGGCCCCUUUGUUACAAUCUGUUUCACAGAUAAGAUAUCUUAAAACCACAGAAUCGUUGGAUACAAAAACCCAUUAAACUCAUAUGUAAAAUAUAUAUCGUUUCAUUAUUGUCCGUUAAAGUGUGGCGCUGUCUCAGGAUGCUAUACUGUCCCAGGUUGUGACUCAUAUGUGGUGUUAAAAAGGAUAUUGCUGCACAGUAAAGUGUUCAUGUUUCCUAACCCCCUUGUGCCUUGUUUGAAUUUUACACAGUGAACCUUGUACUUAGCUGAAAAUUCGGCAAUGAAAACCGCGGAUAGAACGUAAUAUUAUUCAACU